AACAUGAGCUCAUGCGGACGGUUGCAUCACCUUGAGAAGGAUCCCAGCCCCACCUUGGUCACAGCUAAAUGGAUUUGAAUUCAAGCUGCCUGAUUCACAGAUCCUGCCUGGCCAAUGGACAUGGAGACACCUCUGGAGAAAGCCCUGGCGACGCUUGUGUACACCUUCCACAAAUAUUCAGGGAAAGAAGGGGAUAAGUUUACUCUGAGCAAGGGAGAGCUGAAGGAGCUGGUGAAGAAGGAGCUGGCACUUGGAGAGAAGAUGAAGGCAGGUGGAAUUGACAAGCUGAUGGGAACCCUGGACAAGAACAAGGAUGAUGAGAUUGACUUCAAGGAGUACACGGGCUUCCUGACGGCCCUUUGCAUGACCUACAACGAUUUCUUCCAGCAGGAUUCAAAAUAAGGGAGAGGGUGGGGUAAAUCUCCAGCAGUCGGUGCCCUGCAUCACUCAGAGCCAAUGUGGCAACUUUAAAUAAAGGUCUCAAC
Podarcis muralis (Common wall lizard) is the source of this 485-nucleotide messenger RNA. RefSeq names its product protein S100-A5-like. Gene Ontology annotation, cellular component: nucleus. NCBI's taxonomy places the organism in Eukaryota, Metazoa, Chordata, Lepidosauria, Squamata, Lacertidae. The record is from RefSeq and is a predicted model, not a curated record. Gene Ontology annotation, molecular function: calcium ion binding; calcium-dependent protein binding.